UUUGCGUUUCUCCUCUCUCAAAGCUUCCAGCAAACAUGUCCGCGCCCAGACCCAUGGCUGCGUACGCCAGCGCUUCGUGAUUGUGCGGGAAAGCAAAAAAAAGAGUGGCUACCCGCGAGCGAAAAAGUCAUGGCUGUGGUGCGUGCGGUGAUCGUGAACUUUGUGUUGGCCUGUGCGUGUGUCGGUGUGCUCGCGCAGUUCAACUGGCACGUGCGGGACAACUUCGACGACAUCCGGACACGGAUCGACAAAGUUAGGGGCGAAAACUGUCGGGUCGUCGAUGUCAACGAGCUCUUCCUGCCCAACGAAACCGUCACUCAUGUGCCCAACAUCCAGAGGCUCAACAUCGAUCCGGUCUUCCCGAACCGGACCAAUCUACUACACGUACACAACAUGGCCAUUUCGCGGGCAUUCUUCUUCAGUUUCAUCCUGCAGAAGGCAGCAGACAAUGACGAGCCUGGUUUCAUGUACUACUUCAUGUCGGUGAUCUCAGAUGUGGCCGCCAACCGUUUCAUCAACAGCAGCGCCAUCUACUACGGCCCCAACAUGUCAUUCACACCGUCAUACAAGGGUUUCUUCAACAAGACCAUGCCCUUGUUUGCACCGAGGGCAUACAGGGCUGACGACUUUAAUGACCCAUACCAUCUAGAGGGCACAUCAACGUUGAACACAAUCGAUGCUGUGGACCUGGGUGCCAUUCCUGUGGACACGCCAAGCCGCAACUACUCGAGUGACCAGUAUCGCAUCAACGAGUGGUACCACCACUGGCUGCCAGAUCUGACCAAGCGGCAGGACUCUAAGACUACGUACACCAUUCAGAUCACCCACUUCAAUGGCACCAAUGAGACCUUUGUGUGGCACGGACCUCCGGAUCCGUCAGACAAUCCGGGACCUGUCAAGUGGUCUCGACCAUACUUCGACUGUGAGCGAUCCAACAAGUGGGUCUACGGUGCAACUUCCCCAAUACCUGACAUCUACCCGCGUCACACGCAGUGGCGUCACAUCGAGAUCCCCAAGUACGUGGCGGUGGCUGUCCUAGAGCUGGAUUUUGAGCGUCUGGACAUCAACCAGUGCCCCAUCGGGAGUGGAAAUCCCCGGCCCAACUACUUUGCUGGGACAUCCCGCUGCAAGAAUGACACCACUGAGUGUGAACCAGUCCACGGCUACGGCUUCCGGCGUGGUGGCUACCAGUGUCGGUGCCGGCCUGGCUACCGACGUCCCCGGAUUGUGCGCAACCCAUACCAUGGUGAACUCAUCGAGCGUGCCACCGAGCACGACUACCGCACAGGCUUCAACUGCGAGAAGAUUGGCUACUUGAUGGUGCAGACGCAGAAUCUGCUCCGCAUAGCAGAGGAGGACCGCCUCCGCUUCAUCGGCAUUCAGUCCAACCACAUGGCCAUCCUCAACAUCAGCAGCGGUGCCAACAAGGACCCACACCUCAUCUUCACCCUCAUGAAGGCGGUGACAGCGUCCAACUGUGCCAAAAUCGGGCAAGAACGCCCUGAGCUGCUGCGUCUGCCGGGCGAUGUGGCGCAUGGUCGUGAGUGGCAUCUGGAAAAUGAGGCACGCUCGGCGGUGCGGCUAGCAAACUUCCUCUCGGGGUUCCUGCAGACCGUUGACCCCAAGGAACUGUUCGCCGAGUUCCGAGUGCCUGACCGCUCGCUCACGCAGGACCAGAUCAUUGGCGAAGCCAUGUCACUGGUCGCUGGCAACCAGCGGAUCCUGGGCUGCGGUGUGUACUUUGACCGCAAGCAGUUUCCUGGGCGGGCCCUCUACGCGCCUUACGCCUAUCGGCGCCAUCGCAAUGAGCGGCGCUUCUACGUUGACGAUAUGGCACGCUUCCGUGGUGCUGCCUACCUGCAGGAAGGGUUCUUUUCCCAUCUGAGGACGCGCUGGGCAGCCAACCUCGAUGACCUGGUCACUUACACCACCAAGAUCCGCAUCAGGUACAACUCCACAGGCCACAACCCAAUCAACUACGACCACUACCCGCUUCAGUAUGAUGCGGCAGAGGUGGAACACGGCUACUGGACCGACCCGUACUUUGACUGUGGGGGCCUGCACACUGACUGGGUCAUGGUGUAUGCGUCACCUUUCUUUGGCUGGGACAGCCUCCAUGACCGCAUUGAGUUCAAGGGCGUAGUGGCUGUAACGGUGAUGCUGUCGGAGCUGGACAUCAACCAGUGCCCAGACUAUGACCCGUACUCGGAGGAGAACAUCUUCCAGGACACACACAAGUGCGACCGCCGUUCAUCCAGGUGCGUGCCAAUCUUGGGUCGCGGUUUCGACUCGGGCGGCUACAAGUGCGAGUGCCUCCAGGGCUUCGAGUACCCCUACAACGACCCCAUCACCUACUUUGAUGGCCAGAUUGUCGAGGCCGAGUUUGAAAAGGUCAUUGAGGACAACCCCAGCAAGUACGACACGCUGAAGUGCCGCAUUGCGGGAGCGUCGACUGUGUUCUCGAGUGCAGUGCUGAUCGCAGUGGCUGUGGCACUGGUGCGGACUCUGAAUGCUGUUUGAGCCCUGGAUCUCAGUUGUGAGGUGCUCUGUGAAAAAGACGUGUCAAGGAGCGAUCAGAGCAGCCAUUGUAUUGAAUCAGAUAGAUCUUGAGCGUUAGUUUCUCUUUGUGUGCUGUCCUCUUGGCUUAAGUGGACUGCAAGUAAUUUGUGUUCAGCGAGAUUGAAAAAGUAGCAAGCUGCUGCGACUGAAUGGCGCUCGUGGUUGUGCAAUGGAAAUGCACUUCAGGACACAAACCAGCAUGUUGUGAUAGCUGGCUAAAUAUUUUUGUCGUUGAAAUAUUUAUAAUUUCUUGGAAAGGCUAGAAUUAAUAUCAUCUGCCUAGCAAUGGACAAGCAUAGCAGCUCUCUCUCAGCAUAAGGUCGACUUUUUUUCAAGCGAAGCUUGCAUACGCUAGCCUGCGCCGGCAAUGUAACGCUAAAACAGAUCAGCUACUCUCAGAGCUGCUCACAUGCACGGAUUGCUAUAAAAAGAAAAGAGAAAACAAGCAAUAGACCCAUUGAACAGAGAAUCCUGCUGCGCUGCCGCACUACUGACGUCAUUCUCUCUGCCAGUAGGAGAUGUGUGUCUAGGUAACGUGAGAGGAACAAGUGUUUCUCACAUCAGAACACCAUCGGAGCUGCGAUGGGACGGCUGCGUGCGUGCGUUCAAGCGAAGAACAGAUGGCGUUUGAUUAAUGCCACCGGGAACUCGCUUGAGAAAGGGCUUGUCGUCGACAUGCAUACCUCGCUGUGAGGGAACGCGAAGCUGAGGCAUUACGACGGUGCUGGUGGUAGCAUCUGACUAAAGCCUUGUGUACUGCCAGAGGCUGCACUUUAAAGUCUGAAGGUCGCAACAGCUUAGCAGCUGCAUUAGGGAUUUGAAAUGCUGUGGACGUGUGAAGAAGUAGUGAUGAAUGGAGACCAUGUUGCUAGCACAUGUGCAGCAGCGUGGCUAGGAGGGAACAGAGGAGAGUGGUGCAGGUCAGUGGGAAUAAAUGGGAGGAGCAGCGUCAAAUUAGAAUGGAGACCGGCUGAUGGCUUGCUGCGUGCCACCACAUUGUAGAAGAGCACAAGGAUGAGGGAUAAGCUAGGUUGUCGUGCUAGGCCUAUUGUUUUCAAGAAUAGUGGAGAACAGGCAAACAUAUGACAGUGGAGUAAAAUGCACAGGCCAGGCCUGCCACAUUUCAAAACUCGACUUCCCUGUUCUAAACAUUGCUGUGCUCAGUGCUCAACUUUGACUCCAGAAUAUGGAGGACAUUGCUGCCCCUUAAGAGGACAGGGCUUCAGUAACCCUUCUGUGCAACUCCUACGUUCUUGAAAAUGGUACACCCGUGAGCGUGUCAUUUUGCUACACGACAGUGACCGUCCAUCCUGUGCACAUUUUCUUAACACGGUGUGCCUGGUACAUUCCUGUCGUGAUCACAUCCCAUGGUAUUCCUGAUGGGGAAGUAUGAGGUGCUCACACACGGGAAAAAUGGUGGUGCCCUUUGGGCAUUGUCUUGUCCCCAAAUGAUAAUCAUCAUUAAUCUUGUGUGUACAUUUUCUUUAUUUGACACUCACUUACUUUCAUAUCAAAAGGGCUAUGUCACACUGAUACACGCAUGCCAUUUGUGACCUGAAAUUACCAGGAGGUCAACAUUGAAAGAAGGAAAGGGGAGGGGUGUUUCUCGAGUGACUCCUCACCUCAGGGAUCGCCGAGAAGUGCCAUUGAAACCUGAAUACUGCAUCUAUUGAGAGGCGGCAACACCGUCAAAUUUCUGGAGUCAAAGUGGAGUGUCAAGUGGAGUUACGCUUGAGAGCAUGGGUGUAAGCCUCGAAGCAAAGGCUGCACGCUGCCCGAAACACAGCAUGUAAAAAUCAUGUAAUAUUACAAACAGUCUUAUUAUUCACCUGCAAAAAUAAAGGAAUGGUAUGACAUUACAGACAUGAAUAUUUUAUGCAAAGCAUGCAAAAAGGAGAUAUGCGCGCUUGAACAUCUGCUCUGGGAGUGUGGGUCACUCGGCCCUGUCAUUUCCCGGAAUCGGUUUUUAGGAAUGAUCAGAUCUUCAGAUCAUAUCCCUCAAGUCCUGGCUGUCCAGUACGCCUGUGAUAGGGCUAGGAGGCUUGACCUCCCGGUCCCGACAUGGGACUAGCCAGGCAGGUGGCAACACCUUGUACAGGACCAGAAUAAAGUUUUUUCCUCCUCCUCCUCCUCCACGUAAGCUCAGAAAAAUAUUACUCCAGGGAGAGCAUUGAGGUGGAGCACACAUAUUAAGCACAUUGAAAGAGCAGCUUGGCAUGCACUAAGGCAGCUACCACUGACACGGUCUUUUGUGUGGCGAGCAAACAAAGGCUGUCAUGGUUUCGUGUUAGUAUGUGGACUGCUUUGAAGAGUGACUGUUUGUCACAUUGUGAACCUUUGAGAGAGUUUCGGAACAGUACAAAGAAUGGUCUGGCAUAUUGAAGCUGCCAUCUGUGUUGCGAGGAGGCAAGAGCAUUCAUAUUGAGAGGGCUGAGGAGUGAACCAGAGUAUAACCGCAGAUGCGGUAUAAUUCAUAUUUGAUGUCGUUUGUGCUGUUCCCUUGACGGCAGUUGCGCAAACGAGGAAGUUAUAAAGCAGUGCCUUUCUGGUCGGACCAAUUCGUGCCAUUGAGGAUACGUGUUUUUGUUUGUUUGCCUGGGGCAAAUUUUAAGCUUUUAGAGUGUGGCUGUCAUGAUUCUUUGUGGUUUAUUAUAACCACCCCCCCCCCACACACACACAUUACAUCACAUGUGUCGUACCUCACCAGUUGCAUCGCAGUUCCAGAGCUUGAUAACUACUCUGAUGAAGCGACAGCUUUUAAACAAAAAAGAUUAAAAAAGCAGCCACCAUUUUCAACGUUUAAAGCAGUGCCAGUUUUCAUAGCGCCUUUUCUGAAACUCUGAACCUCAUAUCUUAAUCAAGUGAGGAUCUAAAAUGUUGAAAAGGCAUUCUUUAAGGAUUUACCUCGUCGGUACAUAUCACCCGCUUUAUUAUCUUCAUUUUUUGACAGCAAGUGCCUUUGAGUGAAGUCAAAGGAUGCGAUCUCCUGAAUGGAGUACCAGGGGCACUGUUUGCAAUGUUUAUCGAUUGUGUGGUUCCUAUUGACCAUGCCAGUCUAGCCGUCCAUUUUUAACUGCUACCGAUCCAUUAUACCCGGUGUAAAUCAAAAAAGUCCUUUCAUCACGAACUUUCUUUUAAAUGCUUGUUUAAAAACUAUUUCUGAUAUUUUUCUUUUCUGGCAGACUUUAACUGUAACUUUCUUUUAUGGUGUGUGUUUCUGAUGUACACUUACUUUUUACUAGCCUAUUUCUAUACAUAUGACUAUUUUCUGUGCUCUUGAAAGUUGACCAGCUGGGGACGUUUAUGUACAUAUUAGCCAAGACUACUGAAUAAGGUGAAUCUCAGGCACAUGCCAAUGUGUGUGUGAAACAUGACUUGUGAAUUUUUGUAUGUGAUGCAUGUGAAAUGCCUUCACUUUUCUUAUAUUAUCUGUGACAUUCCAUGAGCACCUCCUACGGUGAUUCAGCACCUAUUGAGCACGAGGUCGCGGGUGCGAUCCCUAACCGCACCCUGGUGGGAGGAGGCAGAACAUCCGUGUACCACCACCCAUUGGGUGCACUUCCAAGAACCCCCAGGUGGUCCAAAUUAAUGUAGAGGUUCCACACGACAGCGUAUGUUCACAACCUUGUCUUGUUGAAGGGUCAGCGCCCUCCAUUGCAGUGUUUGUCAUAGUUGAGCUUACACUGCUCGGAAGAAAAAUAACUGCAGUGGGACUUCAGAUCACAUUUUUGAUUGGAAACAAAAUCUGGUUAUGUGAUAUUCAUGAGCUAUUAUUGAUAUUGAACUGGUCUGUGUUUGGAAACCUGUGGAUACUUAUGGUUUCUUGUUUUGAUGGUGGGUUUUUCUCUGCUGUGUGAAUGUCCAUGAGAGCAUGCCUCAUUUUAUUUUUGUCAUUAUUUGUUUCGUUGUCUCUGUUUCGAGAUCUGCAUGGCUUUAUUACACUGUUCUGCCUUUCCUUGUGCCCAGGUUGUUUGCUAAUGCUGUUCUUAUGAUGCAGACGAGAUUCUUUAUGUUAAUGAAGAUCAUUUUCACAUAGCAGAAAGCAAGAUUUCUGGGUCCUUGUUGCAUUUGUGGAAAGUUAUAACGCAUGGCAGUGUUGGUAUAUUCUCUGUCUACCAUUCCUAUGAGGGUAACUUUUCUACAGUUUCAGCUGUUGUGUAAAGAGUACGAGAUGAGUCGACAUUUAGACAUUGUAAGAGUUUUAGUGCAUGUUACACAAUACUUCUGCUAAACCUCAUAAUGUGUCUGUGAACUGUCAAGCUCAGACACCUGUACUGAAUUUAGUAGGAGAGACAAUUUGAACGCAGACAUACUCACAUGAUCUGAGCAGUUCUCAGCCAGUGCAUUAACCAUCUCGUCUGUGUUCCUGCUGGUUCUUCCCCUAAACUCGUUGUGCAUAAUGAACUAGCCCAUACUGCCACUCUACUCAAGUCCGUAUUAUUUACUCCACUAUUAAAGUGAACUCCAUUAAGUAUUUGGCUGCAAAUUACACCUAAAUUAGAACUUGAAUGUAUGCAGACUAUUUUUAUUGCAAGCAUGUCAGCAUAGUGGCAUCCUAUCAGCGUUUCUUUUUCUUCCAGUAAAGCAGAGGUGCUUCAGUUAUAUUGUCUUUACUACUAUGUAGCUGUAGGUGUUCUGUUUAAAAGGUUGGACGGUACUGUGCACCUGUAUGUCUAGGAAAAGAAAUUGCUCAUUACGAGUCCAGUCAGUUUAGCCGAAAUAGUUUUACCUCUGAGUAACAGGCUGAACUAUUAAAAUUUCUGUCAUGAAAGCAUGCUUACUUCACUGCUUUGGCUUGUGAACCUUCAAGUGUUUAUGCUCAUUUUGGCAUGAGUUCUCUGCAACUCUUUCUCAUGCAUAGUAAUUCUCUCAAAUGCAGUACUGUUAGGAGGAUGGCUACAUAUUCUACGUGUGAAUACUUCAAAGGACACCAAAGAGAAUUGCUAGAGCAGGUUAGAUGAGUAAAGUAUUCUUUCAAAAGGCUGGUAUUUCCAUUCAUUUGGCUGGAAAAGGUUGGUCACCAGCAGCGGAAAUCAAAACCAAACUUUCCUUAAUUCCAUGCCCCAAAUGCAGUGCAGGCAUGUCAGUAUGACAUCACACAUUUAGAAGUAUUUUCUCAUGUUUGGCAAGUUUUUGCGUGGAGUUGUGAUAACUGGCUCAGUUGAGAGCUUGGGUUAUUUAACCUGUAAUGUAAGCAUUAUUCGCCGAUAAAGUAGUUCUGAACAGACUCUGUCAAAAUUUAUGCUGUCAUAGGAAGGUGUGGUGCUGGAAUGUGAACGUGGCAUUGCCACCUGUGUUUUUAAAGCAAAGCUUUCUUAGCCAACCUUCCCAGACUUUGCCGACCGUCGCUGCUGGGUGCUAGUGUCUUGUAAAACAGUUCCCACACAGAAAGCAAUUUGCGUGUCCAAUGGUGUUAUCAAAGCUCAGUCUCUCGGCAUGACAGCCUUAUGCUCUAAUGAUUAGGCCACAAUUACACGCACACUGCUCUCAUGCCAACGCCAGGUAGCUCUUCUAGAUGACUGGCACGUGCAUCACAUUGCAUAGCACACGUGUGCCUCACGAAUGUUAAAUUUCACGUAGAUCCCAACACUUGCAUUGGAGCUGUAUAAUGUUUGUUUUUAUAUCUGGCUUACCAAGCCUCUAUUCACAGCAAAGCUUUGGUAUGGCAGAGGUGUAGUUUGCCAGUCAAGCUCAACCUAAUACUAUUCCUAUUUGUGUCCCUUUACUAUAUCUCUCUAGUGCCUCUUUCAGUAGGCAGGCUUAAUGAACCGUGUCAUCCCUAGGUUUCAGAUAACUCCGCGUAAUACUGCAGUAGACUUCCAUUCACUCAACUCUAGUUAAUUAGAUUUUCUCAAUGAUUCUAUCCUGGCCCAAGGUCUCGGCUGGCGUUCAUGCAUUCCUAUAGGCCCAAACUUUCGUUAUUUCAAUCCUAAAAUUGAGCUUUGCCGAAUAUCUCGAACUUGAUCAGUCAGCACGCAUGUGCCCGAUCCCAAUAGGGACUCCAAGAGCAACUUCUUUAGUGGAACCGUCUGUCUCAGCGGAGCUUCAGGGACAGUGAGUGCAUUGAACACAUGUAAUCUCUUGUUGAAAAUGGCUACCUUUGGUGUGCCCUAGAAAGAUUUUGAAGCAGUAACUGUAGCUCACAAUGUCUGAUUACAGUAUAUACCCAAUUCUAACACGUGCCUUUAUUCUUUCAAGAAAACCGAGCCGAAAAUCACCCGCACAGCGCAAUCUGGACCCGAUACCAAAACCGCCCUUGUGGUGUUCGUUGCUUUACCGCAUCACAUGGAUGUAAUGUUGCGAAGCUGACUAAAAUUUGUGCAACAAAGCUGACUUUAGAAAACCGGCUGUUAUUGUGCAAUACAUGUUAGACCCUUGCCCAUUUUUCUUGCUAGAAAAUCAGGUGUGCGUUAGAUUUCUACUUUUUUUAGGAGCUUUAAUGUCGUUUCUGUGUAAGUUUUCUAGUGUAGAAACAUCGAAAGCAGGCACGCGUUUGUUUUGGGGGCAUGUUAGAAUCUUGAAAAUACUGCCAAAAUAAUCAGCAGUGUGUUUCAGCGUUUUUUCCUCAUCUUGUUUAAUUCGACCAGUUUGGCUGGUCCUGUCAGGGUCAGAUUAACAGAACUUGACUGUACCAAUAACAGUAACAUAAGGCUGUAUUUCAUGGCUGGGCAGUACAACUUUGAUUUUGUUCAAGUUCUAUUGCACUAAUGCAGUAGUAUACGACACGGUAGACAGAUAUUUACCUUAAGUCCCAGUGGGUAUGAGUGUACUCCAAUGACCUGUAACGUUGCCCAUGUAGCAGGAAUAUUUGUGCACAGACAAUUUCUGCUGAAAGGUCGCGACGUGUUGAUUUUAGGAUACUGGACACUCUCUUUCACUGCUGUUGUUUCUGUUUCACUCUGCAAAACUUGUGAAUUCUUUAUGUUGUCUUGCUCUUGCUUUCCAUCCACUCUGUUGCAUUUAUAAUUACCUCUUGAAUACAUUGUGGGGGUUAGUGCAGCUUAAUUUAGAUAGGUAAUGAGAAAAAGUAGAUGCACCAGGAAUGGAACGGGUAAUAGGCAGUGAGACGUUUCAUGCUGCAGUCGUGGUGGUCAGUGGGAAUUUUAUAAAUCGUCAUGCACAUUCUACGUGCUGUGUUCCUGUGCCUGCAAUGGCAUUCAGGUAUCCCGCAAUUUUUUCUCAAUUGAUCUGCUGCUUUUGAGCACAGAUUACUCAGUGACUAAGCCAUCUUUUGACACAGAAGAAAAACAAAGGUUUGCAGGCAGGACUGUAAUGUAUUGUUCUACCAAGACUUAGUGUCUGCCUAAUGUGUUGCUUUACACACAGAGCUUUAUUUAAUUUUUUCUUAUUUGCCUAGGGGUUGCCAUGUGGCGUAAUGUCGGAAAGAAACUAUAUAGCAAGUAUGGAGGCCCGUUUCACAUAAGUACUGCAAAAGUGACCUAUAAAAUGUAUUAUCAGGGUUGAAAUGUGGGAUCACGCAUUCCAUCCACUUCUCUUAUGACUGGUGCAACAAUUCUUGCUGCUAUAUCACUUCCUAAAUGCGUGACAAGAAUCUCUGAAACCAAGGGUAUCGAUUUUUAACGUAUCCACAUCCUCUAGCUGGAUUUUCUUGUAUAUUUAUGUUUGUACUGGGAGUGCUCUCAAUAGUGCUGUACACCUUUACACAAAAUGGCAACACUGUAUGUUGACUUCAUUCCCUUUCUCUGUCACCAUCAUUGAAAUAUGCAGGAUGUUCUAAAUACCAUGCAUCACAGUUUUAAAAAGGACGGGCCAUUCUUCACAAAGAUAACGUAAGUGCAUGUUGUUCACAGUCAAGUAGAGCAGCCAGCAGUAUUUUAUUGCAGUAGCAAUUAUAUGAACACUCCUGCCACAUUUCUGCCGUCGGCGUUGCCUUGAGGUCCUGCAUAAAGUUCAAGGGUGAUAAAAUUGUCACUGCAUGCCACAUGCUGUGUGUGUGAGGGUUAGCCGGCAAUCGCAGCUGAAUUUCGCACAUGCAACGAUGCAAAGCGGGGAGGAAGCACGCCGCCUUUUAUCAUGCGCAAGUCUCCGGCAGGAGGGGGAGGGGCCGGGUUGUACUCCAGGUGGCCCGGGAGGCUGCACGUCCGGCCUGGCCGCUGUAUCUUAAAAGCCUUAUGCGACGGGCACAGAGUCAGUGCUGCGCCGUGUUUUUGCAGCGUAAUUUGCGUUGAUGCGAGCGCCUGCACGAAGGUCAAUUCGCCUGCUGCUGUUGCCGCACUUCCUCACUCCAGCAUUUUGACAGCGAGUUUCUGCGGUCAUCGAGUGAGAUGCGUUCAUGUUGGCUUGUGCGUGCAUGACACCAUGCUUGUUAAUUUAGUUAGUAUGCCUAUGUUUACAAGUUUGUACGGUCGAUAAAACUACUCUCCCUACUUUGUAUAGCUGUCCACUAACUUGCUAUUGCAAUCGAUGCUUCUGGGCGAAACUGUGACUUUUUGUUGAUGCUGUUUAAUUAACAUAUAAUUUUGACUAGCUAAGUUUUUAAUUACUGCAGCCCUGAAUGCAAUGCCAUCAGGGAAUAAUUUGUAGGAAAUUGAAAGAAACCUAAAGCUGGCAUGUUUUCAGUCGGGCACAUUUUGCCCAUUAAUUAUUUUGCAGCUGGUAAAAAAAGCCCACAAGAAAUGAAAAGAUGUCACGGGACUAACUGUCCGCCCGCAUCAAAAGAGCAGCGCCCUCAAACAAGCUUCAUAGCAGUUAGCAGAGCUGCCAAUGCUUGUCUUGUAGCAACACCGAUUUGUCACACUGGUGGCGGCUGGGGCGUAACAAAUCGCCUACUAACUCCUGUGGAGCUUGUUUAAAGGGACCCUGAAACGAUUUUGGCGAUUUUCUACAAACGUACUGAGUCGUUAGAGUAGGUCCUUCUGAUCAUUAAUUGACACAUCUAAGUGCUCUGCGUAAAGCGUGUAAUUUAUUAUAAGGUUUUAAAAAUGCACAUCGCUGUCGAUCGCAGAGCACUGCUCGGCGGAAUUUUAAGCCGCCCCUACCCAUAUGAUGCAAAUAACCCAUAUGACGUCACAUGGGCGAGCUAUCUGAUUGGCUGACCAGGGUGCGUGGUCGAUAAUUUUUCCAACUUUAUGGUGAACAAAUGAUGCUCGUAAUAAUUGGAAUGUUAGUUACUUUGUUUUUGUAAAAACAAAAUAACUUAAAGAGAAUACACAAGAAUAGUUUUUAGUACACUUGAGCACUUCCGGCACACAGCAAGUGUCGUCUGCUUGUGUUACAACGUGCGCAGUCUUUGACGAGAGCUCCGCCGUCAGUGUCGAUCAGUCUUUUCGUGAGCACGAUAAAUCACCCUUGUUGCGUUGUGGGCUGCAGACGUAGCGACUGGAAAGAUGUGAAGUUGCGAAAUCGUGUCUCUCUGCAAGGCAGCAUACGAGCGAACUGGCUGCUGUGCAUCGGACUGCGGCUAUCCGAUAGGCGCCAGGAUUUGCGCGUUUGUGGCCGUCACUUUACAGCGGAAGAUUACUAACGCAAUAGCGCUUCGCAAGUCCGGUAUUAGGGCAAACACAAGCGCAAGGGGACAGGGUCUGGCCGCUUGACUGCGCCGGGAUGAGCCAUGAGAUGAGCAGAAAGGUAAAUGUGAAUGGUCUGCACGGUGCAGCCACCUGGUGGCACAGAGCUCAACCAUACACAGUAGCAGCAACGAAGUGCAUUCUUCUUUGCUGCUGGUGUGUAUUUUUCGCAGGAGUGUAAUCAUCAACACGUUGUUCUUAUAAAUGUUUAAAAUGUUUUACACUUGGUUAGAGCAAUAUUAGCACUUCGUUUGACUGGUUAAGCGCUGCGCCAACAAGUGUCUGGACAGUGCAGACCGAUCAGGCUGCUCAUGUACGUCUACUCUGAAGUUCCUUCAUCAGCUUGAGUUUAUGCCUCCAGUCGUUUGCCGAAAUGACCAGCUUGCCUGUGGUUACCGGAAUACCGGCCACCUUCGGCGCUACGACAGAAUGCUCGCAACGCACGCUGCUUCGAUGGCUCUCGGUCGAUGGCCAAGCGGCCAGCGGAGAGGUCUCGCGCGGGAGGAGGCGUGCUCCAACAAACGGAAGUGGACGAUGUGACGUCGCAUCGUGACGCAGGACCAGUGAAGGCGGAGCUUAGCGCCGCUCGCUCGGCGAGCGAGUUGAGGAGGAAAGGCAUGGCUAGGGAGGAGGGUAACUUCUAAUCGCUUGUAACUCCAUUAAUACGUAACGCUUCACUUAAAUUGUGGUGCGAAUGUUCUACUUAAGCUGUACCCUAUGCGCCUACAAAAUUUGUCCGAACCGUUUCAGGGGCCCUUUAAGGAUGCUGCUAUUUGAUGCGGGUGGAUGGUUAGCCAUGUGACAUUUUUCAUUUUUCGUGAGCUUUCUUUACCAGGAGGAAAAAAUAAAGGGGGCAAAAAGUACCAGGCUGAUAACAUGCCAGCAUUAAGUUUCUUUCAAUUUCCUACAUAUUCUUCAUUGACAGCAGGCAUUCAUAGCAGUAAAUAAAAUAAUUAGUUGAAUACAAUGAAUUAUUAAAUUUAAUGGCAUCAACAAAAAAUUACUGGUGGCUGCUGUACUCGAGUGUAAACAAUACUCUCUUGGUUAUCCUUGUGUAGAAUGGCCUGUCUUUUUCAAAAACAUGAUGCAUUAUAGCUGGGACACCCUGUAUAAAAAAUAUUCUCUCUAUAUUGGUUGUUCACUUCUUUAACUCCUUAUAUAGUGAUGGAGCUCAGCUUGUAUGCAUGAGAUUGUAGAAUGCUUUAAUUUUGCUUGGCUGUGAUCCACCUCUUCAAUAGUAGUAUAAAUAGGAAGUUAAAAUUCUGUUCAUCUGCACACCUUGUGAGGUGAGACGGUUGUUCGGUUGUUUGUUUUUUUUUUGUUCAAACUGUGAUUUGUUGUUACAUGUUGCCCUGAAUUGCAUGCUUAAUAAACAAACAUUGAUUUAAUAUGUGUCCUAUGCUUUCAGUAAUGGCAAGCUUUUUAUUGGAUUGCGUGUUUUAGAACAUUCCAUGACAUUUUGUCUCAUUCUUUGACCUUCCAAUAAAAGCACCACUUCAAAAAGGAGAAUGGGCAUUUCCUGUGUAAGGAAUGCACAAGUUUUCACUAUUCCAUCCUAGUAUGUGAGGGGACCAGUGUAUUACGGUGGCAGCAAUGGAGACCACUAUAUUGUGCAGUAUAUCGUGCAAUGUUGUAACGCACCAAUUGUAGUGGAGCAGCAUAAUUGCACCAGAUAGAUAUUUAAUGUUAAGCAGAAGAUGCAUGGUACAACGUAGCAAGGUAGAAAGUUGGGUGAGUUGGUACAAGUUCAUAGUGCAAAAGGCGCACCUUUAACACAAACGGACAGAAGAAAAUAUGAGAAAGAGCACCUUUCCUUGUCUUUGCUUCUGUCCGUAUGUCUUAAAGUUGUGCCUUUUCUACCAUGGUACGAUCCAGUGUCUGAUAUGACUCCAACAUGCACGGAGUCUGAAAGAUGGCUGCUCUUAAGUUUUUUAACCUUCCAAAAACCUGAUGGUAACUUGCUGGAUAGGGCUGUCAGUACAACAGCUUGUACUUAGAUUGCAUGUGAAAUUCUAACAUGUGUCUUCUGCUUUAUGUAUUAGGUGCUGCUUGCCCGGUGGAAUGCACAUUUAUUUUCUAUGAAAGUGUGUGCCCCUUUUUAAUAGCUUCCUUUCAGUGUCUUGUAAUAUAGCGUGUUGACCGUAAGCGAGGUGCCAACUACUGUUUCGGUAGUUGUUGCAGAAUUGCUCAAUUGUGUGAGUGCCCAACAGCUUGCCAUGCCUUAGUGUUGUGCAUACUUGGGAAGUUACGUUGAAGGGGUUGAAUCUUGGGCUGCAUACUGGAAUGAUCACCUUCAGGCACAUUGUUUUCAGUAAGUGCCAAUUGGCUGAACCAGUGGAAGGUUCUGUGAUGAAAGAAACAUGAAGGCGGCUGUACGUCCUGCCGGCAUUUAAUAUUGCAGAAUUUUGUGUAUUGAAUGUACUCAUAAUUUGGAUGACUAAAACGUUGGGAUGCAAGUCCUUCGCAUCAGCGAUGGGUCUUGCCAAAUAUUACGUCGAGUGAAAACACCGCUGAUUGUGACUGUUCCAAAAUGUGUGCGUGCCUUAUGGUAACCGUGAUCAUAUCAAUUUCUUAUGUUUUUGUCUGUACAUCUACUGAUCCAUUUGCUGUGCACAACAAUACAGUUCGUGAAGUUUGUACGAAGGAAUAAAUGACUUUAAAAUUGC
This is a messenger RNA of Dermacentor albipictus, 14752 nucleotides long. RefSeq lists its product as uncharacterized. The record is from RefSeq and is a predicted model, not a curated record. Lineage: Eukaryota; Metazoa; Arthropoda; Arachnida; Ixodida; Ixodidae.